Camellia sinensis is the source of this 1118-nucleotide messenger RNA. The record is from RefSeq and is a predicted model, not a curated record. NCBI's taxonomy places the organism in Eukaryota, Viridiplantae, Streptophyta, Magnoliopsida, Ericales, Theaceae.
UAAUCAAACUCACUCACUCUAUCUCCUCUCGGUCUGUCUCUCUCUCACUCUCACUCUCACUCUCACUCUCGCGAUUUUCAUCUGCACUGCAUGCACCCACUCAUCGAGUCUCUCUCUCGUCGCAAGAUCGACCGAUCGACCUCAUCGCACACCUCACAGUCUCUUACUCUCUGGUUUUGCAUCUACACCGAUCGACCAACUCUCUCAUCGCACCGAUCGACCUCACAUCACAGCGAAAAGUGAUGGAUGAGAAAAUCAGACUCAAGGAGGAACAGGAGGAGUUUAAGGUACUCAAGGAGGAAAUGGACGUGAAAGUGGGACCGCCAAAAAGAGAUGAAUGGAUGACGACGUUACCCCCAGAAAGAAAACCUGGUGUGCCUACACAAACAACAAAGUUUAGCCGGACCUCUAAAGAUGGACGUGGCGAUACCAGUAUUUGGACAGAUAACCCAUCAGAGAGAGCCCAAAAAGCAAAGAUGAAUAACUUAGAGGCCUAUAACGAGGCUGCAGCACUCGCUUCUACGGAUCAAGAAAAUAAAAUUACAAAUUCAGAUGCAGCAUUGGUGGAUGAAUAUAACAAAAGGAAACGGCCGAAAUCAUUGGUAGAAAAGCACAGAGAGGCUGCUCGGACUAGCAGUAGUUCUAAAAAGAAAUCCAAGCAAGAGCGAGCAAAAGAGGAGUGGGAGGGGCAACAUCCAUGGAAGCCUUGGGAUCGUGAGAAGGACUUGACAGCUGGGCGGCAAAGUGUAAAACUGUAUGCUGAAGACAUGUCACAGGGUCUGGCAUCCCGUUUUUCUUCUGGAACCUUCCAGAGGAACUUCCUUUAGGGUACAAAUGGUGGGUUUGGUUAACAUGACUGAUUUGCUUCAUCCUUUGAGGUUCAUAGUUCGCAUGACGCUGGCAGGCAGAAGGAUAUCCUUGCUUUGUGGUUCGCUUGUUCAGAUUUUGGUUUCAUACUGAGAUGUCAGUCCCUUCUUCUAUUUUAUAUUUAGAAGUUGCGGAUUCCAACUGAACUGCACAGUUUCAUAUUUUUCAUGAUGUUAGAAUUUCUCUGUAGGUUGUGUUUGCAUAGUUGAUUUGUCAGGGGAAAUAAAAUAAGGAAAAUGAAAUUGCUCAUU